UCCUUCAUUUCUCAUUCUCACUUCCAUCUUCUCUUUUCACAUUCAACAAAAAUUCAAACCCCUUCCUCUAAUAUUUUCUUCAAUUCAUACGCAUUUCACAAAAAUUCCUUCCAUUUCAUGGAAAUCUCCUCUUUCCCAUUUCUUAAUCAAGAAGAAUUAUUACCCAUCUUCAAUCUCUUCUCCGAUAUGGAUAAUAAUCAUAACAACACCAACGCCACUUUCAGUGUGAAUCAAAGCCCCAAAAAACGGCGAAGAUCAGACGAAAAUGGCGACGACCACAGUCAAUUCAACAACAUUUCCUUCACUGAAAACGAUGAAGCUUUACAAAAACUCCCCUGCUGGUUCGAAUCUCAAGAAAAUUGGAUUAUGGAUUCCGAAGAACCAAAACCCAGAAACGAAUUUCAUCUCUCUGAUCAAAAUCCCACUCAAUUUUCUAAAAAACCCCGUCGUACAACGGCGGAAAAUGGUUCUCCGGCGAAAAAUCCCACCGGAGGAGGAGCUCAGCAGCGACGGCUAUGGGUGAAAGACCGAUCCAAGGAUUGGUGGGAUCAAUGCAACCAUCCAGAUUUUCCCGAUGAGGAAUUCCGACGAGCAUUUCGAAUGAGUAAAUCAACAUUCGAUAUGAUCUGUAAAGAAUUGGAUUCGACGGUGAUGAAAAAGGACACAAUGCUUCGUGUUGCGAUUCCGGUACGGCAGCGCGUCGCCGUCUGUAUAUGGCGGUUAGCCACUGGCGAGCCACUCCGAUUAGUUUCAAAGCGAUUUGGGCUUGGAAUUUCCACUUGCCAUAAAUUAGUCCUCGAGGUUUGUUCAGCAAUUCGCAAAGUUCUAAUGCCGAAAUUCCUCCAAUGGCCAGAUGAAUCAAAAUUAACCAAAAUCAAACAAGAAUUCGAGUCGAUUUCAGGAAUUCCCAAAGUGGGUGGCUCAAUUUACACAACACAUAUCCCAAUAAUCGCACCAAAAAACAACGUAGCUGCUUAUUUCAACAAACGCCACACAGAACGCAACCAAAAAACUUCAUAUUCCAUCACUGUUCAAGGCGUCGUCGAUCCCGCCGGCGUAUUCACCGACGUUUGCAUCGGAUGGCCGGGAUCGAUGCCAGACGAUCAAGUUCUUGAGAAAUCAGUCCUAUUCGAAAGAGCAAACAUGGGUUUAUUGAACGACGUCUUCAUCGUCGGAAAUUCAGGGUACCCAUUAAUGGAUUGGCUUUUAGUUCCUUAUACAGUACAAAAUUUGACAUGGACACAGCAUGGUUUUAAUGAGAAAGUUGGGGAAAUUCAGGCGGCGGCGAAGACAGCGUUUGGGCGGCUGAAAGGGCGGUGGUCAUGUCUGCAGAAAAGAACAGAGGUGAAACUGCAGGAGCUGCCGGUGGUGCUCGGAGCUUGUUGUGUUCUUCACAAUAUAUGUGAAAUUAGGAAGGAAAAAUUCGAUCCAGAUCUGAAAUUUGAGCUUUAUGACGAUGAAAUGGUGCCGGAGAAUAAUGGGUUGAGAUCGGUGAGUGCGAUUCAAGCUAGAGAUCAUAUUGCUCAUAAUCUUCUUCACCAUGGACUUGCUGGAACUGGGUUUCUUUAAGGAGAUUGAAAUUUGAUGAAGAAUGGAGAAUUUAUAUAUAUAUUUUUUGUUGAAAAGAAAUAUUUAUAUUUGUUUUUUUGGGAUAUAGAGUAUAGUUAUGUUUUUAGAAUAAGGUGACUUUGUGAGUAUACUUGUAAUUUGGAGGGAAAAAAAAUGAAGAUUUGGUAGUUUUAGGGGAUUUUCAUGGUUAGUGGUUAGUGGUUUAGUGGUAGUGUUACAUCUUGGAAAAGGGAAUUACAGGGAUGUAAUCAAGCAAUGUUUCUUUUGCAUCUUUUGAAUGGAAGAUUGCAUUUUUAUAA
This is a messenger RNA of Benincasa hispida (wax gourd), 1868 nucleotides long. The record is from RefSeq and is a predicted model, not a curated record. NCBI's taxonomy places the organism in Eukaryota, Viridiplantae, Streptophyta, Magnoliopsida, Cucurbitales, Cucurbitaceae.